Messenger RNA from Camellia sinensis, 1078 nucleotides. The record is from RefSeq and is a predicted model, not a curated record. Lineage: Eukaryota; Viridiplantae; Streptophyta; Magnoliopsida; Ericales; Theaceae.
CCAACAAACCCAUAUCUCCACUCCCUGUUUUUUUAUCUCCACUUCAUCUCUCAGAACAAAACUGAAAGCCCCAUCUCAACAACUACACUGUUAAGAGAGAAGAACAUGGCAGAGCUCAAUAGAGCUUCCAAAAACAGAGGAUUCUAUGUAAGAAUGAGACAAUUACACCCCACCACCAAGCAUCAUGGAAGACAAACAGAGAAGAAGACCCAUUGCUACAGAUAUCUCAAAUGGGUCCUCUGGUUUUCUCUCUCCUCCUCCUACUUCCUCACCUCCUCCCUCAUUACCCACCAAUCCGCCACCACCUCUCUCUCUAAAACCACCUUACCCUCUCGUGCCCUGUUCGAGUCCCUCAACAAAACCCAUCUCCAAAAACUCAAUACCCAUCCAGCUCUGGGUUUAUUCAACGAUUUGAAAGUCUAUAUAUACGAUUUGCCAUCGAAAUACAACACUGAUUGGCUUUCCAAUGAGAGGUGUAGCAACCACCUCUUCGCUUCCGAGGUAGCUAUACACAGAGCUCUGUUGAAUAGCGACGUUCGGACGCCCGACCCGAAUGAGGCUGACUUCUUCUUCGUCCCAAUCUACGUCUCCUGCAACUUUAGCUCCGUCAAUGGCUUCCCGGCGAUCGGUCACGCACGGUCUCUGAUUGAAUCAGCGUUCAGGAUCAUCUCAUCGGAGCUUCCAUUUUGGAACCGGAGCCGGGGCUCCGACCACGUCUUCGUCGCUUCUCACGAUUUCGGAGCUUGUUUUCACACAAUGGAGGAGGUAGCGAUUGAAGAUGGAAUACCGGAGGUACUGAAGAGGUCGAUUAUAUUGCAGACAUUCGGUGUUAAGCAUGGACACCCGUGUCAAGAAGUUGAGAAUGUGGUGAUUCCACCGUAUGUGUCACCGGAAAGUGUACGGUUCACCAUUGCAAAAGCUCCGGCGAAAGGACGGCGAGACAUUUUUGUUUUCUUCAGGGGCAAAAUGGAGGUUCACCCUAAGAACAUCAGCGGUCGUUUUUACAGCAGGUAAUUACUUCAAUUAUUUAUUUAUUUAUUUAGGGACUCCUUAUUCUCUCGAUUUUGCUCUAAUACAU